Molecule: messenger RNA, 3425 nt
Organism: Cadophora gregata
Lineage: Eukaryota; Fungi; Ascomycota; Leotiomycetes; Helotiales; Ploettnerulaceae
Exons: 2
Coding region: 789-3374 (861 amino acids)
Source: RefSeq, a predicted model, not a curated record
GACUUGAACUCUGUUGCAUUUGCCGCCAAAUAUAUGUGACUUGAACUAUUGCAGCUCUUAGCAGGGAGAAACGAGAGAGAAGACUGCACUGCAGCAGAUAGUAAGGUGACGAAUCCCAAGAGUCGCCUGCAAGUCUCCAUCCAAUGAUCGGACAAGAUCGACAUUGCAGUGAUAGAAGGAGCGAAAGUGCCAUUCUGGAUUACUGCUGCAUUUGCAGAUGUAUGUGGAGGAUAUCCCUUGUUGUUGAUACUACCCAAUCUAGCGUAGCGUAGUCGCCUCGGGUGGUGGCUGGUGUUCUACAAUAACCCUAGCAAAAAUAUUAGCGAGGGUUUGAGGGUCAGCCACGGGUUUUUCUCUUGGUUUCCGCAGGAUCGACGUCCAGGCUCGAUGAUCUCAGACAGGGACCUAGCUAACCCUGGGACAGGACUUGAUCGACGAUGUCAGUAGAAGCGAGAUGUGGCUUGAAUGUUGACUUUGGCUGGCAUCAUUCUUGCUCAGGGUGACGGAGCUCGGAGCUGUCACUCCACAAGUUUCCAUGUUUUGGAUCUCCGGACGGGAUAAUCCUUUUGUCUAGGCCCAAGAUGCGGAGACCAAAACUUGAAAUUCUGUGGAAAGGAUUGGUUCUGGAGUGAGCAGGACUGCUAUGAUGAAAGGAGGCGUCAUGGCGAUGCUUCAGGGCCAGGUUCCAGGAGCUUCAUCCCGUCUAAAGGUUUAUUUCCUGAUGCAAGUAAGUGGUUGGUCCUGGAGGAAGGGCUGUGUUUCGCAGUCAGCUCUGUAAACACUCAUUGAUGACGUCGCUUCUUGCUGAAGCUCAUCCUUGUCUGCUAUUUGAGUUUAGAGAUACUAAUAUGGGUGCUUGUUACUCUUCCUUCUCAAAUCUAUACCAUCUAUCAUUCUCGAUUCAAUACCCAUACAUCUUUCCACAUCCACCACAAGAUCGAAAUAUAAUUGUAACCUCACGUCACAACAAUCAAUCACCAUUCAAGAUCAUCAGGAGGCUCUCACAGCAAUACAGAGCUUCACACCAUCCUAUCAUCAUGACGGAUGUUGCAAGCAGGCAGACGGGCAGUAUGCCCAAGGUUCCAAGAACUCCAAGCAACAGCGGAGCUCCCAGAAAGACACCAAAGAAGAGUGAUACAAGCAAAUCCCUGAAAGGUGACAAGUCACAAGUCGACGACGCCAAAACAAGCACCAAAGGAGAUCCGUUUACACAAAACGACCUCGAGAGUAUGGCUGAGGAUCAGAGUCUCGACAAUGCUACGAAUGAUGGCGUGGAAGAAGAGUCAGAAGAUGACGGCACAGAGGUCAUCCCAGCUGGCAGCGUAGACAAUGAAGGAAACGUCUUGGACAAAGACGGGAUCACCAUUGGACAUGUACACGGAGAGGCGGUAUCAAAUUUCGAAGGAAGUUUGGUAGAUCAAGAGGGUGAUAUCCUGGACGCGGAGGGAAACGUCAUAGGGACAGCAGACUUGGUACAGAACGUUUCCAAGUCCGCAUCUGGAGACAAGCCAUCGCUUGAGGCUCAGGCUCCAUUCGGAGUUCAAGAUAACGGCGACAUCACGAACGCUACUGGAUCAGUCGUAGGGAAGCUCGCUGAAGGAAAACCCCAAGAUCUCGUCGGAACUGCCAUCACAGCCAUAGAUGCCAGCGGAAAUCUCAAGGCCGAAUCGGGGAGUACCAUCGGCAAAGCAGACCUGCAGGAAGGACUACUCGAAGACGCCACUUCCAAAAAGCCAGAUGAGACAGUCGAUGAUGAACAGCUGUCGGAAAAGGCAGACAGUGCCAUUGAGCUGCAAGAUCAAGAGACAGCAAAGCCAGAACUGACCGCAGAUGAGAAGUCAGGUCUCAGCGCUGACAAAGAUGUGGACAAUCUGAAGCCUGAUGACUCAGCGUCUCAAGUUGGUGGCUCUAAAGUCCCAGCUGAUGCUCCCAACGUGGCGGAGAAGAGGGGACAAGCACAAGAUCUUGGCUCCAAGGUUGAUCCUGCCAGUGCUUCGAGAGUUGCAGAGGGAGAUGAGGUAGCCAAAGACUUGAGUGCAGAUGGAUCUGAGGUGGCCAAGGAAUCAAACUCCAAGGUUGCUGGGGAGCCCCAGGCAGCCGAAAACCUGGACGCCAAAGCCGUCGACGGUGAGGCACCAGUUCCGGAGAUUACAGAAGAGCCCGAAGAGCUGAACGAACUCGACCCAAAGCCGGUCGAUGAAAACCAAAUCGCUGAAGACACUCCUGAGCAACCAGAUCUCUCCAUCCUCAAGGACAUGAAGGUAAACAAACUUGGGAAAAUCGUGGACGAGAAUGGCAUCCCAUACGGCCAACUCAUCGAGGGAGAUCCCAAGAAAUUGGCUGGUAAAAAAGUGGAUGUCGAAGGUCAAAUCUGGGAUGACAAGGGUGUCAUCAUUGGAAGGGCAGAACUGCUGCCAGAAAGUGACCGCGAGGUUACUUCCGCACCAUUCGAAGAUUUUCCAGAUUGUGUCGUGGAUAAGUCAGGUGAUGUCUUGUUCGAUGGCAGGAUCAUUGGGAAAUUGGUGCAGGGUGACGGCAAGAAAUUGGAGGGGAAAACCGUUGAUUCCGAUGGGGAUAUUUUGGAUAAAAAUGGGAACUUGAUAGGAAAGGCAGAACGAUUCCAGGAAGAGGACAUUGUGGAACAGGAGAUUGUGAAGGCUGACCUCUCGAUUUUGGAGGGGAAAAAGGUGAAUAAGGCAGGGAAUGUGGUAGAUUCUGAAGGGAGGCUGUUUGGGCGUGUCAUUUCGGGUGACAAGACCAAAUUGGUUGGGAAAACAGUAGACUCCGACGGAAAUAUAUGGAGCGAGUCAGGGAAAGUCAUUGGGACCUCAGAACUUCUGGAUGUGGAUGACAGGAAUCCAUCAAAGGAUUCACCUUUCGAGGAUUUUCCUGAUUCAGUACUUCGAGAUGAUGGGAAAGUGUUAUUCCAGGGGAAAGUAGUGGGAAGACUGGUGGAGGGAGAUGCCAAGAAAUUAGAAGGGAAAAGGGUGGAUGCUGAUGGGGAUAUCACAGACAGUUCAGGGAACGUUUUGGGGAAGGUUGAACGGUGGAGCGAAGAGACGCCAGAAGCUGAGAAAAUUGACCUUUCCAUCUUGGCAGGGAAGCGAGUGAACAAGUUGGGGAAAUUGGUUGACUCCAGCGGGAGUAUCUAUGGGCGCGUCGUCGAUGGGGACAUCAAGAGUCUCUCAGGGAAAGUAUGCGACAAAGACGGCGCUAUCUGGAAUGACAGCGGAAAAAUCAUUGGAAGGGGAGAAUUGGUAUCGGACAGUGAAAGGGACGGACAGAAAGAGGGGCCAUUCAGCGGGUUUGACUCCCCAAAAGUGAACAAGGAAGGAAUGGUUGCAGAUUCUGUAAGUGGAUGUCAGCAAUUAUGACUGACUUGCCCGCUAAUCCACCUAUAGAAAGGAACAAUCAUUGGACGUCUC